UCUCUGUUCUCCAGGAUGAAUGUACUUCAGUGGCCAGUGAAGGGUACAAUGGAUGACAGCAGCAGCAGUGGUGCCACAAGCAGCAGCGGUGGUGCCACAAGCAGCAGCGGUGGUGCCACAAGCAGCAGCGACCACUGGUGGUCAAGCAACAAGGUGACCCCAGGCGACCUCUGUCAGUACGCUGAGUCGUGGAGUCUGGCCGCUGACGCCGCCACUGCUACGCUACUCCAGAGCAUUUCACAGAGAUUAGUGUCACGAACGCAUGAGGUUGAGGGAGCAUUGAAGAGAGUGUUGGAGGAGAGUGAUAGAGUCUUCACCACCAUCUCCAACACCAACAAUGCCUUCCACAUGUUGGCCAACACACAGUUCAUUGAGAACAGGACAUACCAAGAUGAAGAUGUUGUCGUUGCUGCAGAGACGACGCCAAGCGUGCCUGAGAGUGCAGGAAGUGAGGACGACGUGAUAGAGAGAUGUAGACAAGCAAUUACGGAUGGAUUGGAGCUGGUCGGACGGUGCUACGAGCUGCAUGAAAUACAAGACUCGGAUUCUGACGACGAGGAUGACAGUCCCGCCAGUACAGUUGCUGUGUACACUGUGAUGGACCCCUAUGAGAGUAAGGCGCUGCCCUUUAUCAUCGGUUCCUCGGCCUUUAUGGCUGAUGACAAGGUUGGCCUGCACGAUGUCUCAUCCAGUGAGGAAAACUCCAAGAACACGUUGAGUCCGGAUGAGACAGCCAGCGAGGACGAGGUCGAGGGCGACGACGAAGGUAGUCUGAAGAGUAAGCCCAUUCCUGCUUGGAGCUCAAAAAUGAUGGAUGAGGAGAGUGAUUCUGAUUGGUCAGAGGAGGAGGAAGCGACCCGUCCAAUAGCAUCCGUCCUUCCAGCUGUCAAUCGGAAACCUCGGCUGCUGCUGUCCGAUGAUGACGACCAUGACCAAGACUUUUUCACGACCACCACAACAGCCAAACUGACAGCCAGGCAGACAGACUGUCAGCCAGACAGACUGUCAGACAGACAAACUGACAGCCAGACAGAAAAGCCAUCAGCCAGACAAACUGAUAGCCAGAGAGAGGACCUGACAGCCAGACAUACACCAUGCACUUGCUGUCAGACUACCUGCGUGGGGUCUACCUGCGCUAUCAGCACUACCUGCUCACCAGCGGCGACAUCCUCCUUGAUUUUGACAUCUGUGUUGCAGUCAUCUGUUGCGUCCUCUUCCUUGGUGCCUGGGUCGGCACCUUCUUCAGGAGGACAGCACGACAUGCUUGACCACCCCUCGUUUGUCGCCGUCACUGCUGUCGUUCUGUUGUUAUCCUGGCUCGUAGUGACCUGGCUGCAACAGCAGAAGCAGACAGUAACAGCAGAUGAUGACAGCAAUAAGACAGGUUUGUGUUCUGAGGAGGAUGAGGACGACCUGUUUAGAGGUGGGCCACAACACCUUCCUGCCCACCACCACCCACCACCACCACCACUACUGCUGCCUUCCAAUAACACUACAAAAGAGAGGUCCAAGUUGUCAGCUGGAGUGGAGAAUGUGAGAGCUAGGCCUGAGCCAGGUAGGCCUACCCGGCCGGCUGUCAGUCGACCCCAGAGGAAUGGCAUCAGCCUCUUUGUCAGCGAUGACGACGAUGACGAUGACCUGUUCUCCAGUAAGCUGACGUCAACAGGUAAAUCGAAACUGCCAAGCAGUGGAGCCAAACGCCGCUUUGAUGAAGCAAGCGCCAGUGCCGACAUCUCCAGUGAUGAUGAGACGGCGCCACCUCAGCCCAGCGCCAGGAAGGUUCCCGCUGGUGGUGUUAAUGUCUUCGGUACUGCCGUUACAUCUGCCAUCCGCCGAGCACCAUCAUCGGAUUCAGAAGCCUCGGAUGGAGGGUGGUCACCGGAGCGCAGCAGUGCUGGGUCUUUGUCGUCCGCUGGCAAGUCCAAAUCCCGGGCUGCGCCAGGACCGGUCGCCAAGGUGGCAGACACAGGGAAAUUGUCCGGCGGAGGUGGCUUGUUUGAUGACGAUGAUGAUGAAGAUGACCUGUUUGGCAGCAUCGCCACAAAAUCCCAUGCAGGUCAUGCCACGGUUGUCAGCCAAACAAACCGUAAUUCAGACAUGACUUCUGCCGUAACUAAAUCAUUCGGUAACGAAUCUGGUGCUGGAACGACCAACACAGCAAAAUCCGACAGACUCUUUUCUGAUGAUGAUGACCCAUUUGGGACACCAGUUUAUGACAAGCAUGUUGUCCCAGCACCAGCUUUACCUGCUAGCAAACUACCCAACACGACUAGUUCAACUAGUAAGACGCUAGACGAGGGAAGUUACAAGUCAUCACCGAUUGUCAUUUCCUCUGCUCCCAAAACCACAAGCGAUUCACUCUUUGGCUCCCUCAGCGAUGACGACUUGUUCGCACCAUCCGGCACAAUCAUGGCGGCUAACUCUUCGGUGUUUGCCUCAGAGCCGCCGCCUCUUCCGCCACAAGACACGACUUCCAGUAAUGACAAAUCUGCUCCACUGACUUUAGGUUCCACCAACGACAGAUCUGCUCCACUGACCUCAGCAAAGGCACCGAAACCCCUUCCCAGUACCCUAUUUGGGUCGUCCUCAGAUGACGAUGACCUAUUUUCACCCAUGUCCAAGCCAGUCCAUGCAGGUCCCCGUGUAGUUCAGAAGAGCAGAGGUCAAGAAGGAUUUCCACAAGCUAAAGAGGAUCAAAGAACAAACCUGGAGAGCCCCUUACCCGAGGAUAGGAUCCCACACGGCAUUAAUUCCCAGAAAUUAGACACAAAUAGAGGAAUAUUGGGCACUUCCACUGAGAAUUUAGGGAAAUUAGACACAAAUGCAGGAAUAUUGGGUACUUCCACUGAGAAUUUAGAGAAAUUGAACACAGAUAGAGGAAUAUUGGGCUCUUCCACUGAGGAUUUGUUUAAUACCAGUUCCAGAACUGCAGGCGACCUCCCAGUGCCUUCAAAUUCUCAAACACUGAUGGAAAGGCCAGGUUUGUCAGCAUCACUAGAUGAUGACGACAUAUUCUCCGGCAUCUCACCACUGCCCACAGCCAGCCAGGUCAUUGGCAGUGACGGACAGAGCACAAAUAUAUUCGUCUUGGAUGAUGAGGAUGAUAUAUUCGCGAUUGACGUACCGGGAGAACAGUCUGCUGUUUCUGCUGAAUCGAAUAUAUUCCAAACCUCAAAAAUUAAUAUAUUCCAAGAUAUGAAGGAUGAUGAGGAUAUAUUUAAGGACACAAAGAAGGAAGGCAGUAUAUUUGUAGACACAAAGAAGGAAGGCAGUAUAUUUGAAGACACAAAGAAGGGAGGCAGUAUAUUUGAAGACACAAAGAAGGAAGACAGUAUAUUUGUAGACACAAAGAAGGAAGGCAGUAUAUUUGAAGACACAAAGAAGGAAGACAGUAUAUUUGAAGACACAAAGAAGGAAGACAGUAUAUUUGAAGACACAAAGAAGGAAGACAGUAUAUUUGAAGACACAAAGAAGGAAGACAGUAUAUUUGAAGACACAAAGAAGGAAGACAGUAUAUUUGAAGACACAAAGAAGGAAGACAGUAUAUUUGAAGACACAAAGAAGGAAGACAGUAUAUUUGAAGACACAAAGAAGGAAGACAGUAUAUUUGAAGACACAAAGAAGGAAGACAGUAUAUUUGAAGACACAAAGAAGGAAGACAGUAUAUAUGAAGCACAAAGAAGGAAGACAAACAAACAGACUCAACAGAAGGACUUAGCUCCUACAACAGACACAACAACAGAUGAACCAAGGGAGACUAAAGAAACUUCCUCUGUUAUAAACAGGGAUGCCUCCUUCUCCACACUACCUGUUGACUCUGAGGCUUCAGUUGCUCCACCAGCCUCUGGAAAGGUUUCUCCUGUGGGAGAGAAACCAGCAAAACCAGUUACAAAACCCACAGUUCUUGAUACCACUGAGGUUUCUCCUGUGGGAGAGAAACCAGCAAAACCAGCUACAAAACCCACAGUACUUGGUACCACUGAGGUUUCUCCUGUGGGAGAGAAACCAGCAAAACCAGCUACAAAACCCACAGUACUUGGUACCACUGAGGUUUCUCCUGUGGGAGAGAAACCAGCAAAACCAGCUACAAAACCCACAGUACUUGGUACCACUGAGGUUUCUCCUGUGGGAGAGAAACCAGCAAAACCAGCUACAAAACCCACAGUACUUGAUACCACUGAGGUUUCUCCUGUGGGAGAGAAACCAGCAAAACCAACUACAAAACCCACAGUACUUGGUACCACUGAGGUUUCUCCUGUGGAGAGAGAAACUACACAAAACCAGCUACAAAACCCACAGUACUAUGGAACACAACUGAGGUUUCUCCUGCGGGAGAGAAACCAGCAAAACCAACUACAAAACCCACAAGAACCAGCAAAACAGGUUAAAAAAACCUUGGGCGGCGUGUCGCUCUUUGGAGGAGCGGAUUUAUUCACUCACCUCAACCAGAGUAAAUCAUUUUUGAGCACAGAGGGAGAUGGUGGGGAGGGGAGCGAGGCAGAGGCCAGAGGUCGAUCUGGCAGAGCAGACAUCGGCAAUGGCAAGAAUGACAACCUGUUCAGCAGCAGUCCGCUGCCUCUUUCAACUGAGGCCAGAGGGUCUGUAAAAGUGGUUGAAGAUGAGACAAAUAGAGAGAGUGAUGCUCGGUCAUCGGCACAUACAAGCACACAAGAUAAAGCUGGUGGCCAACUUGGCAGAGAAAUUGGGGUUUCCAGUGAACAAGGACAACAGACAAAGCCUCGGAAGAAGCCUCCCGUUGGCGGGGUGUCAAUGUUCAGCAGUGGCAGUAGUGGCUUGGGGGGGGGGGGGGGUGAGCUCUUCUCUAGGGUCCAGCAGAGGAAGAGCAUGCUGGCACCGGAGAGUGACAGCAGUGACAACAGUGAUGGCAGCCCUCCCAAGGAUGUUCCACAAGCAUUGCCUACCAGGCAAAUGACCGCGGCAGUGUCGUCGCACCCAAACAUUGCUCCGACGAGUCCGCUGUCACCACUAUCCCCAGUCUUUACCCCAGGACUGAUCUACCCCAAGACUGGAGGCCGAGAAAGUGGCGUGAGCUUCGACGAGCCGGCCACAACAACCACGACACUACAGAGCUUGAAUAAGGGACGAACCAGAGGAGUGCAGAAGCGACGCCCACCAAGCCGGGCACAUCGGAGGAGCGGAUUGGUCCAGAGUGACGAUUUCGAUGUGUUGGCGACCUCCCCGGUCAGAGAUCCGGCGUCACCAGUAGUCGCGCCAGAUUUCCUGCACGAACGACCACCAGAAGCAAAUAUCUUGAAGGGAUUACCAGUCAACUCUUCAAAUUCCUCAACAGAAAAGAUCACUGGUGCUAAUUCCAUUUUUACUGAUACUGAUAUACCAGAUGCACUUAGCAAUGGUACACUUGUUGAAGCCAGAAACAUCGUUGCAACUACAGAUAGAGUACCUCCUACCAUGCAAGCAGAUGUUGCAAACGACAUAUUUCACAUCAGUUCAAUUGUUGAAGCUAAAAACAGUACUUCAAACACAGAAAGAGCACCUUCUACCAAGGUCACAGAUGGCAAGAACACCGUGACCUCAAAGGAGAGUGACAACAAGGAUGACGAUGACCUUUUUGGUCGAACCAGAGGUGCCUCAAGUGCAUCCGGGAAGAUUGUAAGCAAAGGCACCAGAGGUUCUCUCUUCUGGGGUGAUGAGAGUGAUGACGACGACCUCUUCGGUGAGGCCAGGCGCCAACCCACAUCGUCCAAGGUUGCAGCAAGCCAGUCCACUGGUAAACUUGGCUCUGCUAAGCCUCCUAACAAGCCACUAUCAACCCACACCUUUGAUGAUGACAGAGGUAAAUUCCACCAGUAGGCCUAUUAAUAUUGUUCA
Cherax quadricarinatus is the source of this 5850-nucleotide messenger RNA. The record is from RefSeq and is a predicted model, not a curated record. Lineage: Eukaryota; Metazoa; Arthropoda; Malacostraca; Decapoda; Parastacidae.